AAUGGCCUUUAGCAAUCUGACAUCAAAGGCUGUACUACUGUAUGAUGAAUGGAUUAAAGAUGCCGAUCCAAGACUGGAAGGCUGGCCACUCAUGUCUUCACCUUUUCCAACAACUUUUAUCAUUGGAACCUACAUUUAUUUUGUCACUUCCUUGGGACCCAAACUCAUGGAAAAUAAAACACCUUUUGAACUCAGGCAGAUAAUGGUGUUUUAUAAUUUUAGCGUAGUAGCCCUCUCUUUAUAUAUGACUUAUGAAUUUCUUAUGUCGGGUUGGGCUACAGGCUACUCAUUCCGGUGCGAUAUCGUUGACUACUCGAGGUCACCUACAGCUCUAAGAAUGGUACGAACUUGUUGGCUUUACUACUUUUCCAAGUUCAUUGAAUUAUUAGACACUAUAUUUUUUGUGCUGCGUAAGAAAAACAACCAAGUUACAUUCCUGCAUGUCUUUCAUCAUUCCAUCAUGCCAUGGACCUGGUGGUUUGGAGUCAAAUUUGCUGCAGGUGGUUUAGGAACUCAUGCUUUGCUGAACUGUAUUGUCCAUGUUGUCAUGUACACUUAUUAUGGAAUCUGUUCUUUGGGACCAGCCUAUCAUAAAUAUUUGUGGUGGAAAAAAUACAUGACAACUAUACAGCUUGUCCAGUUUAUUAUGGUUACAGGCCACAUAGGACAAAUCUACAUCAUGGAUGAUUGUCCGUACCAGUAUCCAAUUUUCAUGUUUAUUAUUUGGCUAUAUGGCUCUAUGUUUUUAGUCUUGUUUCUCCACUUCUGGUACCACGCUUACACAAAAGGACAAAGACUACCAAAGAUGGCAAGAAAUGGCAUCAGCAAAGAUCAGUGAAACAAACUCUUGUCUCUAAAACAAAAAAAGUGUAUAUGUCAAAGUGGAAACUUGCACUACUUGACAAUCAAGAUAUUUAGGUGCACACACUACAUGGUGUAUAUUUUGUAUGUUUUCUUCCAAACAGAAUUUGUAUUUUUACCAUAAG
Molecule: messenger RNA, 986 nt
Organism: Gymnogyps californianus (California condor)
Lineage: Eukaryota; Metazoa; Chordata; Aves; Accipitriformes; Cathartidae
Gene: ELOVL7
Product: ELOVL fatty acid elongase 7
Biological process (GO): fatty acid elongation, saturated fatty acid; fatty acid elongation, polyunsaturated fatty acid; very long-chain fatty acid biosynthetic process
Cellular component (GO): endoplasmic reticulum membrane; endoplasmic reticulum
Molecular function (GO): fatty acid elongase activity
Source: RefSeq, a predicted model, not a curated record